This is a messenger RNA of Planococcus citri (citrus mealybug), 891 nucleotides long. Its product is annotated as protein YIPF5-like. Gene Ontology annotation, biological process: vesicle fusion with Golgi apparatus; endoplasmic reticulum to Golgi vesicle-mediated transport. NCBI's taxonomy places the organism in Eukaryota, Metazoa, Arthropoda, Insecta, Hemiptera, Pseudococcidae. The coding region runs from base 86 to 682 and encodes 198 amino acids. The transcript has 4 exons. The record is from RefSeq and is a predicted model, not a curated record. Gene Ontology annotation, cellular component: trans-Golgi network.
GUUGAUACGAUUUACCAAUUUAAAAAAAAAAAUGUUUUCUAGUAUCUGCUGUUCUUUUUCGAAUUAGAUUUGUAGUUAUGCUAUAAUGAAUCAUUUUUUUCAAAUUUUGAUAUAUUUUUCUAUAUUCGCUCUGCAAUGUGGCAGGAGUUGCACUCCUGCAGUAUCAAAAGAUAAUGCAUCACUUCCGACUACCCUCAUCGGUGUCAGAAGCGAUGAAAUACAACGAACGCUGAGUGUGUUGAAUCCGUUUCGCGCCACUGAUGCUUAUAUUUUACAAGAUGCUGAUUUAGCUGGUCCAUUAGUUUUCUGCGUCGCCUUCGGAGCGUUUUUGUUGCUGAGUGGAAAAGUGCACUUCAAUUACAUCUAUGGUAUUGGAACAUUGGGAUGUCUCGGAAUGUAUCUGUUGCUAGCGAUGAUGGCUCAAUCCGGAGUCACUUUGGGAGUUGUAAUCUCAGUCAUGGGGUAUUGCCUGUUGCCAAUGGUAGGCUUGUCUGGAAUUAGCGUGGUUUAUUCGUUACGCGGAAUUGCUGGCUUAGUAUUGAGUUGUUUGGCGAUCCUUUGGUGUUCCUUGUCUGCAUCCAAACUGUUCGUGACCGCUUUGGCUAUGCAACGUCAGCAACCACUGGUUGCCUAUCCCUGCGCCUUGGUUUAUGCCAUUUUCGCUUUGAUUACCGUGUUUUGAAAGCACCAGGAAAUUUUACAUCCGCGUCGACGUUGUUUUAAGAAGAAUUUUUAGAUAUAAUUUGUGGUUUUUUAAAUAAGGUUUUAUUAUAUUAUAAUUGUCGGGUGUUUUAUUGCCCUUUUAGGCGUCAACGAAUUUGUGUAAUUAUAAGCACAUUAUAAUAUCUCUUUAUUGUUUAAAAUUGAAUAAAUUUUAUUUCAUGGUUUUGA